CUGAGUCCCGGAGACGUGGAGGAGGAGGAGGAGGGGGAGAGCAGGGAUGUUGUGGAAACACAAGAGCAUUAUAAGAGCAGGUGGCGAUCCAUCUGGAUUAUGUAUCUUACUAUGUUUCUCAGUAGUGUGGGUUUCUCAAUUGUAAUUAUGUCUGUGUGGCCAUAUCUCCAAAAGAUUGAUCCGACAGCAGAUGCGAGUUUCUUGGGCUGGAUUAUAGCUUCAUAUAGCAUUGGCCAAAUGGUUGCCUCUCCCCUGUUCGGCUUGUGGUCCAAUUACAGGCCAAGGAGAGAACCUCUCGUUGUUUCAACUGCUAUUUCAGUAGCUGCUAAUUGUCUUUAUGCCUACGUCCAUGUACCUCAUUCACACAACAAAUACUACAUGCUGACUGCACGUGCUCUUGUGGGAUUUGGAGCAGGAAACGUGGCUGUCGUUCGAUCGUAUAUUGCGGGUGCCACUUCUCUUACAGAAAGAACAAGUGCCAUGGCCAAUACCAGUGCCUGCCAAGCAGUUGGCUUCAUAUUAGGACCAGUUUUUCAGACAUGUUUUACACUUAUUGGAGAAGAAGGAAUAACAUGGAAAUUAGUUCAUCUUCAGCUGAACAUGUAUACGGCACCAGUUUUAUUUGGAGCUCUCUUAGGAGUUAUUAAUAUUAUUCUCAUCUUUGCCAUAUUCAGAGAACAUCGAGUGGAUGACAUGGGACGGCAAUGCAAAAGUAUCAAUUUUGAAGGAGAAGAAAGUGGUGUUCUGGAUCAGGACGCAGAAGGAAACAUUGACCAUAUUGCUGUGGUAGCAAUCAAUUUUCUUUUCUUUGUCAUCUUGUUUGUGUUUGCUGUCUUUGAAACUAUAGCUACUCCAUUGACGAUGGAUAUGUAUUCCUGGACCAGGAAAGAAGCCGUUUUUUAUAAUGGAAUAAUCCUUAGUGUGAUUGGCAUUGAAUCGGUUAUUGUUUUCAUGGUGGUUAAAACGCUAUCUAAAAGGACUGGUGAGCGUGCCAUACUCCAUGGAGGCUUACUGAUUGUCUUGGUCGGAUUCUUUAUCUUAUUGCCUUGGGGCAAAAAACUACCAAAUAUCCAGUGGCAAGAAAUAAAGAAUAACUCCGUUCCCAGAACAACUUCCAUUGAAACGUUAAUGCCUUUCUGGGGUUUGCAAGCAAUGGAGCUUCCAUCCAACCGUACAGUGGAACCCGUAGGCUGCCCUGUCACACAGUCCUGGUGCCUGAAUACUCCUAUGAUCUAUCUGGCCCAGUAUAUCAGCUCUGACAUACUAAUAGGAUUGGGCUAUCCAGUUUGUAAUGUCAUGUCCUACACUUUAUACUCAAAAAUUCUAGGACCAAAGCCUCAGGGUGUCUACAUGGGAUGGUUAACUGCCUCUGGAAGUGGAGCACGAAUACUUGGGCCUGUUUUUGUGAGCCAAAUAUACACUCAUCUGGGACCACGUUGGGCAUUUAGCUUAAUCUGUGGAGUAGUUGUAGUCUCUCUCUUACUCUUGGAGAUAGUAUACAAGAGACUAAUUGCAUUUUCUGUCAGAUAUGGAAGGAUGCAAGAAGAGAAUUGUUAAAUAUGUAUUUAAAAAAAAAGUAAAACCAGCCAGAAAUAAUACUUAGUUUAUUACUACUUUUUAAUGAGGAGUACCUAACCACUGACCUUGUUGGCUGUAUGCUAAGAACUGUACGGCUGUACUUGCACAUUGACAGAACACAUAACUUGGUCAUAUCCUAAUACAUGGUUACACCUGCUGCAACAGAGCUUUUGUAUUCUGCUUUUCUAGCAGCAGAGGAAGGGAUGUGAACAAGUUAGAUCAAUACAAUGGCACAUUUGAAGCGUGUACAGUUUAAAUGAUGCACCUGUGUACUGAAUGCAGCUGUGAAGGUCACAGGUUACGUGCACCCUUUCCAGAAAGAGGUAAAAGAAAUAUUAUCUUGAUUCUGUGAAUCAGGAUUAGUAACCCUUUUGUAACUACAAGAUUAGUUGAGCUGCAUGCACUUUGUAUGGAAACAUCACUACUUAAGCGAACCUUCUGAUGUUCAGUUUGCUAGCUUGUAAGCACUGGUUAAUCCAAAAUGUCUGACUGGAAACUGUUACAUGUCAGCACAUCUUCUCCAGGAUUUCAAAUGAAAUGUGACAGAAUUGUAGAGGAAGGUAGGUGCCUACUUCACAAGCAGUUUAUGGGGGAUUUGGGUAUUUAAGUUGGUUAAGAGCCAUUGAAAAUCGCAGCCUCGGUGGCUGUUACUUGAACUACAGUGAACCAUAUGUGCAAUUUUUCUUCUGUUUUGCUGAAUGCCUUUUUGUAGCAAGAAAGAUAACCUGCACAGAGUUGAAUUAUGCACAGCUUUUCUUAACUUCACUACAAGAAGGAAAUACUAAGCAUGAUUGAUAGUUUACACUUUCGUUGUCAUUUGUGAGAAUGAACGCACUGUGCUGAGCAACCAGUAAUUAAGUAAAGGGGAGGAGACUGGCUCCUUGGGUGUUGACUAUUAGCUGUAGACUUAUUUUUUUUCUGAUGAUAUGGUACGAGAAACAGGAAUUUACAAUAUUGGAAUCAGUUUUUAUUUUAAAAAGUGAAAUAAUAAUUUCUCUUCAUAAUGGGGCCUAAGCUCAUCUGUAUGGGUUUGUUUUAUCUGUUUCAAUACUACUGGGAAAAAAAAAACUGGAAUAACUCCCGUAUGAGAGUUGUAGCUGCUGUUUAAUGUGUCUAAUAUUUGAUGCCUACUGAAUUUAAUAAAUCUAAUUAAGUAUUCAUAUGUAAUCAAUUGUUCAAACACAAAAAGACUACUGAAUUAAAAGAUUAUUUUUUCAAUACUGA
Gymnogyps californianus (California condor) is the source of this 2802-nucleotide messenger RNA. It is a transcript of the gene MFSD8, whose product is annotated as major facilitator superfamily domain containing 8. The record is from RefSeq and is a predicted model, not a curated record. Bases 100 to 1557 code for a protein of 485 amino acids. Gene Ontology annotation, molecular function: transmembrane transporter activity. NCBI's taxonomy places the organism in Eukaryota, Metazoa, Chordata, Aves, Accipitriformes, Cathartidae. Gene Ontology annotation, cellular component: lysosomal membrane. Gene Ontology annotation, biological process: transmembrane transport. The transcript is spliced from 12 exons.